Daphnia pulicaria is the source of this 1841-nucleotide messenger RNA. Its product is annotated as beta-catenin-like protein 1. The record is from RefSeq and is a predicted model, not a curated record. The transcript has 8 exons. Gene Ontology annotation, cellular component: spliceosomal complex. NCBI's taxonomy places the organism in Eukaryota, Metazoa, Arthropoda, Branchiopoda, Diplostraca, Daphniidae. Bases 126 to 1796 code for a protein of 556 amino acids.
UCCUAACGGUAGAUGACUCUAUUUUCAUGUUUGACACAUCGUGUUUUUAAAAGUUGAAAGUUCCAAAAGAUCUCUUCAAAUUUUGUUUAUGCUGGUUCAUUAUUUAAUUUAAUCGAAUAUCUGCAAUGGAUGUCGGUGAACUUUUAUCUUUCAAGCCAAAACAAAACCCAAAACGAGAUGUCGCAGAUGAUGACAAAGAGCCAGAGUUUGAACGUCCUGGAAAGAAACUUAAACAGUUUCCAACCAGUAAUGUAAAACCAAACCCAAGAUCAACAGCCACAUAUAUUGCUCCUCCAGUUGUUGAAACUCCAGAAAAAGAAGAAUUGCUCAAAUUGGUAGAGCAAGAUGAAGGUUCUGAAAGCCUUGAUGAAGCCUCCCUAAAGAGAAUGAUUCUAAAUUUUGAAAAGCGGGUUCUGAAGAAUCAAGAACUACGUGUUAAAUUUCCAGAUGCGCCUGAGAAGUUUAUGGAAUCAGAAUUGGAAUUGCAUGAAGCAAUUCAACUGAUGCAUGCACUUGCAACAGUGCCUGAACUAUACACAGUAGGUGUUGAACAAAAGCUUAUACCAACAUUGCUAGGUCUAUUGUCACAUGACAAUGCAGACAUUUCUGUCGCUGUGGUCAAUUUGCUUCAAGAAUUGACUGACAUUGAUACUCUGAAUGAAAGUCAAGAUGAAGCUGCAAUUCUAAUUGAUGCACUCCUGGACCAGCAAAUCUGUGCCCUCCUAGUCCACAACCUGGAAAGACUAAACGAAGCUCAAACAGAAGAAUCUGACGGAGUUCACAAUACACUAGCCAUUGUGGAAAACUUAACGGAAAUUAGGCCUGAAGUGUGUCAACAAGCAGCCCAACAGGGGUUGCUGAGUUGGAUAAUGAAGCGGCUAAAAGCUAAAUUACCAUUCGACGCCAACAAACUAUAUUGCAGCGAAAUAUUAUCCAUUUUGCUUCAAGGCACACCAGAAAAUCGGCAACUUCUGGGUGAAAUCGACGGAAUUGAUAUUUUGCUUCAACAGUUAGCCAUUUUCAAGCGGCAAGAUCCAAAAACAGGAGAAGAACAAGAAAUGAUGGAGAAUUUGUUCGAUUGUGUUUGUUCCAGUCUGAUUCACGUUCCCAACCGCGACAGAUUUCUGAAGGGAGAGGGCUUGCAACUUAUGAACCUCAUGUUGCGAGAGAAAAAAAUGUCCAGAAAUGGCUCGUUAAAGGUUUUGAAUCACGCACUUAGUGGUGAGGCCGGUAAAGAUAAUUGCACCAAAUUUGUGGACAUCCUCGGCUUAAGGACUAUUUUUCCGCUAUUCAUGAAAACGCCGCAUAAACUGAAGAGAAAGGGAAUGUCAGCAGAAGAGUAUGAAGAACAUAUCGUCUCGGUGAUUGCAAGUAUGCUAAAGUCGUGCCGAGGAUCACAGCGCACGAGACUACUGACGAAGUUUACAGAAAACGACCACGAAAAAACCGAUCGACUGAUGGAGUUGCACUUCAAAUACUUCGACAAAUUACGCGUGAUUGACGCUCAACUCCAGCGGAACGACGACGAAGAGGACGAGGACGAAAUGUACCUCAAACGGCUGGAAGGUGGACUGUUCACGCUCCAGCUGGUGGACUACAUUAUGAUGGAAGUUUGCGCCUCAGGAGCCGCAACCAUCAAGCAGCGCGUUUUGCAUACGCUUAAUUUGAGAGGAGGCACAGUCAAGACAAUUCGUGAAAUAAUGAGAGAGUACGCAGGAAAUCUUGGCGAUGGCAGUGAAAGCGAAGCGAAAGAAGAAGAGAAACAACACAUCCUUCAGCUCUUGGACAAGUUUUAAGAUCACUCAGCAGUCGUAACUACAAUACAAAUUUUCCAAUCGAGA